Mercenaria mercenaria is the source of this 1710-nucleotide messenger RNA. RefSeq lists its product as uncharacterized. Lineage: Eukaryota; Metazoa; Mollusca; Bivalvia; Venerida; Veneridae. The transcript is spliced from 3 exons. The coding region runs from base 1313 to 1630 and encodes 105 amino acids. The record is from RefSeq and is a predicted model, not a curated record.
UUAAUAGGUUACCAGCAAACGUAGUUUAUGAAUGGUUGAAAAGCAAUCAGCAGCCUCAUUACGUUCCGAUAAAAUAAUAUAUUGACAUUGUUUAUCAUGAAAAAGCCAUACUUCUAUUUCUGUGAGUGUUGUCAUAAAAUAAAACACCUACCGUAUGAUAAUUUCGGUAAAUAUCUAUGUCUAUGGACCUCACCAACAUGAUAUUCACCUCGGCCUAUCACCUUCGCCAGGCCCAUUAACUUGGAUAUACAUCUCAUCAUCAUAUAAUAACAUCUUAAAAUAUCAAUUUGUUUUAAAUGUAGAGUGAUGGCGUAAUACAACGAAUGUGGUAGUCAGAAAUAAUAUUACAAAUGGAAACUUUAAGAGAUAUACGUUCUGUAUAUAACAUGUACGUAUUGAUAAAUUAAUAAAUCAUUUAUCAACUUAUUUUGCAUAUCAACAUCAAAUUAUAAAUUUAAUACUGCUGAUACCGUGUGAGAGUUUUACAUAAAAAGUGUGGGUGUUUUCAUUUCAUAAAGGUCACCAUUAUCAAUUAUUAUCACUACAAAAUCAAAAAUAAAGCAAUGGUGGUAUAUUAUGCUAGUCACUUACAUUUAAGGGUUCAGACAAAAAUACGUCCAAGAAGCAGUAUCUUUAAAGCAAAUGUUGACGUUUGUCAACUGGUCGUAUUUUCAGUAAAGAACUAAGCUAUACGAUGCGUAUAAUACGGAACACUGCUGCUAAAGGUGUACGGUGUUCUUUAUCUCAUGUCGAAAGAUGUAAUAUUUUGGAAGUUCUUACAUAAAGCGAUGUUAUUUUUUGGUUUGGACAGCUCUUGUGUGUAUUUUAAUGAUGACGUUGCAUUCUUCGUUUUCCCAAAUUGUACUGUGUCUUACUUAACUACCAUGGUGUUUCAGUUAUAUAAAAGGAUGAGUAAAAUAUGGUGGAUAAAUGGCUUUAAAUUUCGACGUCAAAAUUGCAAGUCAGUGGUACGUUAGAAACUAUAUAUCAAUAUGAUGCUAUUGUUUAAUCAUUGUUAAGAAAUUGUAUUUUCUUCUUUACCAAGUGAAACGGAGAAAAUGCUUUCACGCUGUUCUCACUGGCUUCCACUUAUAAAAAUUCCUGCCCUUUAGGCUUUUUCUGUAUGUAAUUGACAUUCGUUACUGAAUAUGUCAAGUGCUAUUACUGUAAUAAUCAUUUUUUAAUGGCAGCAUUUAAUCGCAUUUUACAUAUCAUUUAAGUCCGAUUAACAUUUGGAGAAGCUGUGGCGUGAUAUAUAUAAGAUUUUACGGACAUAAUAUAGCAAAGUUCCUACGCGCCAUAAGAUUGAACAAUGUGCAGCAAAGCACUGUUUGUCGUCUUCAUUCACCUGUUGCUGUUGUUUUGUGAUGUGGAGUCAUGCUGUAUGGAUCCUCCAGGUGACAAUGAUUGUUGGUACGAGGGAUGGCUAUUUGGACCGGGAGCCACGUUUAAAGCUCCAGCUCCACACUGUGUAGAAUGUACAUGUACGGCUGGUAUUAUAAGUUGCAACGGAUAUGGUAAGAAAGCUGGUGUGGCCAAUAUAGCCGGAUGUGUGCUAGUGGAUGAUGACAGCACGUGCGAAUUGCAAUAUGUUGACAGCACGGACGAAACUCGACCUUGUGCCCCAUGAGAAUGGAAACGGAGUCUGAAAAUCGAAUAAUUCAGUUUGAAAAACCUCUGUGCAUUAUGGAAUAAAACAUCUGAAACUCA